AUGGAUAAUCUGCUAAAAGUUCCUGAGAUUGUCACUAAUGUCUCAUCCUUUUUAUCUCCUGCAGAUUAUCUGGGUUUUCUACAGGUAAAUAAACAAGUUUAUAACUCAGUUAUUGACGGCGAGAAUGAUUUAAGGUAUUGGUCGUUGAAAUUAACUAGAAUGGGCCUCCAAAGGGUAAAUUCGAAGGAAACUGAAGAUGUCAAAUUGUUAGAUGAAAAGGAUGACGAAGAUCCCAUUUGCAUAUUCGAAGUAUACAAAUCUUUCACCACUCAAGACGCUAAAAAAAUCUUUGCAAAAUUUUACCGUUGUUACAAUUCAUACACUAAAAAAUUAUAUAAUAAUAAUCUGGCCAAUUUUUUUCCAACUUCAUAUUCCAAGGAUCCAUUAAAACAAAUAAAAAUUCUAAAUUACAUCAAACGCUACAAUUUAUCGAAUAGAAAUGAUAUAGAAACAUUUGUUAAGAUUGACACCAAUUUCAACAUUCUUAGGGAAAUCUUUAUCAACUCUGUCCUCAAAGAGAUAGAAUUGAAUUACCAGUCCAACAACUUAGCUGCAGUGGCUCGUUUUAUAAAGGUUUUGCUGAUAUCAAACGAGGAGAAUAAUGCUAUCGAAUUUUUCAAAUCAAAGGCAGAUUUACCCCCCAGUUUAAUGACUUUGCCUCCUAAUGAUGAACUGUUUUGGAAAGAACAAACACAAGAAGAGGAAAGUAAUAGGUGUACUGCGGUGUUCAAUUCUAAGAAUUUGGAUGCAUUUCUCAAUCCAUUAAGGGAUUUCCUCAACGAGAAGAUCAAGUUGGCAGACAUUCUAUUCCAAGGUGAAUUUCCCGUCAUAAUACAAUUUAUCGAGUCUUUUAUCCAGGAUGUUUUAUUAGACAUUUUGAACCAUAUUUUAUCAAAUUAUGGAGAAUUUCUAAAAUCAAAUGGUAAGGAUUGUAAAGCAAAUUAUGAAUGCUUCCCAGAACUUUAUUUUACAUUCAUAAAAAGAUUCUGUACCGAAUUGAAUGACUCAGUCAACGCAGGUCAAACUUUCCACAAGGUCGUUCAUGAACUUUUGAACCUGUAUCUCGAGCCGUUCGCUGUCAACUAUAUGAAUCAAACAACUAGAGUUUUUGAAUCGCUGAUCAGCUCACAGCUAGCUAACUAUGACAUUCAAUUUCAAGAUAAAGAGAGAGAGCAAAAUGCAAAGAUUUAUAAUUCUUUGAGAGAUCAAACGGACGGUACAGCCCUAAGCAGCAACGAUUCAUCACAUAACCAUUCAAUAGCUACCGAAGCCUCCAUGGCUGUACCGGAAUCGGAUUCAAAACAAAAGGCUGUACCUCAACCAGUUCGUUCAACUAAUAACAUUUCAGAUGAUAAAUUAGACUUUCUAAGUUCCUUCACCAAAAUCUUCAAAUUUUCUACUAAUGAAAACCAAAAAUUGAAACAACAAUUACAAUUAGCGUAUAACUUGAAUUUGAUCUCCAAUAACUUACAAAACAUCAAAUCGUUGAUAAGCCUUGAUUUAUGUUACAAAAUUUUACACGAGACAAGUGAGAAGACGGAUGAAAUCUAUAAAUUUCAUACGAUGGAAAAUUUACUACCGUUAAUAAAGUUACGGUGUCAAGAGAUUUUUAAAAUUUUGAUUACUCAGUUGAAUACGAAUCAUGUUAAACCUGCAUUUGAGAAGGCAAUCAUGCUACUACAGAAAUAUAACCCUAAUGAAAUAGAACAAAUAGAAAUAAAACUUGACUCACUUUCGCCAGCCAAUAAUCAGGUAGAACCCCUGGUACAAUUCACUGAAUUAAUCAAUAUAGGUGACAUCAUACUACAAAUGAUUUCGAUUUUCUAUAAGAACGAGUUAAUUCCCAAAAAAAUCAUCGAUAAAAACAAAGAUUUUCUGAAUGACGUUAUCCAAUUGAAAAAAAAUUUUGAGACUUCGAUUGAUGACUUCGUGGCCGAGGGUUUAAAUAUUGGUAUAAACAAACUAAUGGAUGAAAUUUCAUUUGUUUUCAAAACUCUCCAAUUACCUGACGACUAUAAUCCACCAACGCCUUCCACAAAUUCUCCAAUACGGGAUAUAAAACCAACUAAAUGUGCUGUCAGGGUGAUCGAAUUACUUUCCAAUCAUUGUUUUCUUUUGACUGGUGCAACCGAUAAGGGUACUAUUGACGUAUAUCAGCAAGAAAUUGGCGAACGGUUUUUCAAUGAGAUUGUAAAACAUUUGAAAAAGAGCCUUAUAUCUACAGAGGGUGCAAUUUGGUUAAUAUGUGAUUUAAACUACUUUUACGAUUUCAUUGCCAAUAAACUGAAACAAAAAAACGUCGUUCCCUAUUUUGUUGGGCUGAAACCUAUUGGUCAAUUAUAUAUUAUUUCGGGCAAGGACUCGAAGGAGCUGGGGAAACUGAUUUCUGAUCUUGGGAAAUUCAAUGGUAUUUUUACGCAAGAGGAAAUUUACGAAUUCGUUCAAAGAAGAAGCGAUUGGAUUCGUGUACGAAAAGACGUUGAAAAGGUAAUGUAUGGCCUAGGAAUACGUGAUUGCUGCAUUAUGUAA
This is a messenger RNA of Saccharomyces kudriavzevii IFO 1802, 2529 nucleotides long. RefSeq names its product Rcy1p (gene RCY1). The coding region runs from base 1 to 2529 and encodes 842 amino acids. The transcript has a single exon. The record is from RefSeq and is a predicted model, not a curated record. NCBI's taxonomy places the organism in Eukaryota, Fungi, Ascomycota, Saccharomycetes, Saccharomycetales, Saccharomycetaceae. Gene Ontology annotation, biological process: Golgi to plasma membrane transport; exocytosis. Gene Ontology annotation, cellular component: exocyst; cytoplasm.